This is a messenger RNA of Aspergillus niger, 1572 nucleotides long. RefSeq lists its product as uncharacterized. The transcript has 2 exons. Bases 1 to 1572 code for a protein of 523 amino acids. The record is from RefSeq and is a predicted model, not a curated record. NCBI's taxonomy places the organism in Eukaryota, Fungi, Ascomycota, Eurotiomycetes, Eurotiales, Aspergillaceae.
AUGUCAUGGGACCGGCCUGAACCAAAGUACGUCCAUCAUUCCACCAGUGACAAGAAAAGUCACGACGCUCAUUUGACCCUUUAUCUGCUCAGGGGCGUACCACCCAUCUGCAAUCGUGUGCAAAUGACUCUCCCUGACUCAUCAUCUCAGCUCCUCUCGCCAGUGGAUCACACAGUCCCAAAGGUGUAUUUCACUUUCUAUCUUUCUUUCCUCCUGAAAAAUCCACAGGCCGGCGUUGAGUCGAUCCAGAAGGGUCUCACAACCUUGAUCAAUCAACUUCCGUUCCUAGCAAAAGAUGUGGCGCCCUCCCACGAUGAGAACCAUGACAAUGUCCACUGCAUCCAGCCUCCGUCAGCCAAGUCCCAGUCCAUACCUAUGCUGCAAAUCAGACAUUACUUAAAUGAAUCUGUCCGGUCAAUGCUAGCCACUGCAUCUUGUACUGGGGCCGAAGACCUGCAAUAUUCCGAGCGAUAUGCCCCUUUGCUAACGGUGAUGGAUCCCCAAGAAAGCCAGCCCAUACUGCGCUUCGUUGCGAAUGUCAUGGUCGAUGGCAUUAUCCUAUCCCUCAGUUUCAACCACAUGGCUGCAGACGGCACAGGGAUCGGGAAUAUUCUGGAACUGCUGUCAGAGUGCUGCCGAAAUGAACAGAAGCAUGUGGGACCUCAACGGUUCGAGUUUGAAUUGCGCCGUCAGCUAGCCUCGCCCAGUACUACCGCAGAAAAACGACCGUUAAAUACAUUCUGGGAGACAUACACUCCCGAGGAGACCUUCCAUUGUCUGGAUUCGAAUACGUGGUCCACAGCCACUACGUCAAUGGCGUCGGAGUUGAAUACGUUUCGAUUCCGAAUUCCUAUCCGCAAGGUGAAAGUCCUGAAAGACAUCUGCACUUCUGUGCUGUUAUCACAUCCCGAAGGAGACAACAUGCUAAGUAAAGAGCCCGGGGCUUUUAUAUCGAGCAACGACGUGCUCACAGCGUUACUAUCCAUCUGUCUUCAGCAGACGAAACCUGCCGAACUCGCUUUGAAGGAUGAUCACGAUUACACCGUCGCAUUUGUUGCAAACCUCCGUUCCCGAAUGCAUCCACCCUGGCCGGAGCACUAUAUCGGGGUCCUGCUUACUAUGGUACUUGUUUCUCGAUCCGAACUAAUCAAUUACGUUCACGAGAAAAGGGUCGAUCUUGUAGCCAGUGAGGUGGGUCUCGAUAAAGACGAGCUAAAACAAAUCACAAACCUGGCUAUGAACAUGCGCAAGAAACUGCAGGAUGUUGAUGACAGAUAUGUUCGUGGGCUACUCGCUCAUAUGCAGCAACAACGGGACUGGAGCCAGAUGAAUAUCAAAGGAGGAGAUUUCUCAUAUUCGAGCAUUCGACACUUGAAGGUUCACGACCUAGAUUGGGGUCCGGAUUUGGGCAAGAUCACGGGAUUCCGGUUGUUUUUUGGUUUACUUGAAGAUUUUUGCCUCAUUCUUCCCGCAGAUCCGGGGGGAGACUGGGAUAUGCAGAUUAGUUUGCGGCCAGGCUAUCAGCGGGCAUUGAUGGAGAAUCGGUUGUUUCGGUGGGCUACCAGUGAUUAG